UGGGGGAGUGUCAAAGAGAUGGAUAGUUUCUUGUCGAUUGUGUCAUUUUUAUUAUUCUUCGGAAUUUUUUGUGAAUCUAGAGAAAUACCUUUGACGAUAAAUGAUAAUGAGAGAUUUGCUCCCGUGUGUUCGCUCAACAUCAACAACCAGCUGCCAAGCCCGCAGCCUUUGAUCCUCAUUCCUGGAACAGAAGAGUUCCGUUACCCAGCGUCAGGUAAUAGGCUGUUGGAGUUCAAUCCCGGCGAAACUGUAGAACUCGCCUGCAGCAAUGGGUUCAACUUGGCACCAGACACAAACACGAUCACCGUAUCCUGUGUCAUAGAUACGAUUUUCAACUUCAAAAGCACUAUGUACCAAUUCAGUGACUUCUCGUGCAGACAACUUUUCUAUAGCAGUGGUCGACGGACGUAUGAACCAUGCGAGGAAAAUGCGUCGAUCAUCGAAAUCGGAUUUUACGUCGGAUCCCGUUUCCCCAAAAUCAUGAGCAUCUGCCACAAUGAAGAGACCUUCGAGAACCACUGGAUCAAACAUGAAAUGGGUCCUGCCAAUGCUGGGCAUCAGUCUGGCAAUCCACGACCUAAUUGGUACCAAGGUGAUUUCCAUCCAGGAAUUCAGGCCAACUACCUCUACACUGCCAACAAACAACGAGAAACUAUCGCUGAAAUCCUACAGUCCCAAGAACUUGCUGAUAACCUUGUUCGUGAUACCAAUUCGGGAGUUUACAUGGCUCGAGGUCACAUCGCUGCCCGCGCAGACUUCAUAUAUGGCACCCACCAGAACGCCACGUUCUGGUUUUUAGUAGCUGCUCCGCAAUGGCAAAAUUUCAACGAUGGAAACUGGCUGCGCAUUGAAGAGCAGGUUCGCGUCUUACUUGGUGUCCGGAACCUUCACCUCACCGUCUACGGAGGCACGUACGGAGCCCAUACUCAGACCGAUGUGAAUGGCGAUCAGCAACCAAUCUAUUUAGACUAUGAACCGAAUGGAGUCCAACGUUUGCCAGCGCCAAGGAUCUUCUACAAAGUAUUGCAUGACGAAAGGAACAACGCUGGUAUCGCACUAGUGGGAGUGAACGAUAUCCACAUAACCUCAAUGGAGCAGAUCGAAGAGAAUUAUCUGUUCUGCGAGGAUAUCGGUGACAAGGUUAGCUGGAUCGACUGGGAUAGGAGAAAUUUCGCGAAAGGAUUUGCUUACGCAUGUGAAGUCAAUCCAUUCCUGAAGAGAAUCGGUCACCUCGCACAUCUGGAUAUACCGAACUUGUUGCUGUAAACUUUGUAAUCAAUAAAAUGUAUUACUAAAACAAUGCAGAGAAGUUUUAAAAAUAGGACAGAUAUUUUUUAAUUCCUUUCUUUAUUUGUAUAC
Messenger RNA from Armigeres subalbatus, 1359 nucleotides. RefSeq lists its product as uncharacterized. The transcript has 2 exons. Gene Ontology annotation, biological process: apoptotic DNA fragmentation. The record is from RefSeq and is a predicted model, not a curated record. Gene Ontology annotation, molecular function: single-stranded DNA endonuclease activity; metal ion binding; nucleic acid binding. NCBI's taxonomy places the organism in Eukaryota, Metazoa, Arthropoda, Insecta, Diptera, Culicidae. Gene Ontology annotation, cellular component: nucleus; mitochondrial inner membrane. The coding region runs from base 19 to 1266 and encodes 415 amino acids.